AUGACAGCGUCGCAACCACACGAUCAUUGUUUCGAGAAUCGUUCGUCACCAUCAUCAAGGCAUCUUAUUCAACUGGACGAAAGCAAGGAGGAAGAGGAGGAGCAAGGGGAUAAGGAGCUGGAGCAAACCAGUAGUACCACUCAGCAACAACAGCAACCCAUGACGCCAGUGUCGCAACCACAACGAGAUCACCGUCGCUGUCAUCGUCGCCCAUGGUUUCACUCUGUUAUUCGAAUGGUACUUCUCCUGGCAUGGAUAUCAUUCGCCGUUCUCCCAGUUGUUGAUGCCGGUAGCGAGGACGAUAUCUUUGAGGACCUGCCGCUCAUGGACAACAUCCCUCCAUCCCACCCUACCUUACAUACUAUUAAACCUCCUCCUAAACUACCUUCAGCACCGCUCCAAUCGCCAGCCAAUGUCACCCAAUCAAUGUCUCCUCAGAACCCAUUCGUCGAUCUGGACCACGUCGCCGGUGACGACUCCCCCUACGACCCGCCAUAUCAGAUCCCAGGACUCACUCAGGACGAGUUUGACCAAACUUGGUAUGGUGGGGUCGAUACUAUCAAGAUUGGAGUUCUCUUGCCUUUCGCCUCCAACGCACAGUUUCCAUACAUGACCCCUAUCUCCAGGAUUAACUUGAGCGUCGGAGGUGUUAUUGGAGACGUCCCUUCAGACCUCACGACAGCAGAGGCCAUCAUGACUUCCAGUGUGGGAGUCCCUCAAUGCUCUUUCGCUUCAUAUAACAUGGACACUACGGUGCUGUCGAACUUUGUGUACUUGUUUCGUACAGUGCCUGGAGUCACAAAGUACUUCGAGUCUCUAGCGCUGGUGGCAUUUUCGGCUGCGGCAGGCGAUGUUGAGGUGACGAGGUUUCCGAUACCGUUACCACAAGGCAAGGAUAUCCUCGAAACUGCCCGCAGUGUCAUCUGGAACGUCAAGAACUCGGAUACACGGAUCCAUAUCCUAGCAGCACCCCGCGCAGUACAAAUUCCUCUCUUGAAUGCCAUCAGAGACAUUGGAUUGUUUCAUCGCGACCAUGUGUGGAUGACUGCGAUCGAUCUGACAGACUCACUAAGUCGACUCUCCAAUCCUUCUGACUUUAAUGGAUUGAUCAUGGCCGAUGCGCUUUGGAAUAUGCCUGGCGAUCCGGAGUACGAUAGGUUCGUGACCAAUUGGGAGGCCCUGAACCCAAAGGAUUACCCAAUGUCGGGGUCGCCACAACUGACAUGGCACGAGACUUUUGCGUACACCUGCAUUCAAGUCUUCGCCGAGGCAUACAGAGAUCUGGUGGCAAAUGCUAUGGCAUUGACCAACACAACGGCACGAGAUCGGUUGUUGAAUGACAUCCGUCUAGGCAAGCGGAGCCAGGACCUGACGAUGAAGUUCUUGAGCGCGAGGAACUAUAGCACGCCUGUGGGCAAGUUUACAGUCUCUAAAGGAGGCGAAGCCCUCAAACUCUUUCAGAACAGUUCCAGUAUGCCGAAUGGUAGAGCCCUAGACGACAAGUUGGACAUUUUCAACGACGUUGUCUUCAAUGGCGGGUCCACUUCGCCUCCAUUCGAUGUACCGAGCUGGGAUGACUUGAGUCCGUCGAUUAGUUCUCUGUUUGGGAUCACGAUUGUCCUUCUGACGACUCUCUUGAUGCUGGCGAUCAUCAUCACGGCCAUUAUCGUCGUUGUCUUUCGCGAAAACAUCGUCAUCAAGUCUGCAAGUCCGCUGUUCUGCAUCCUCGAGCUGUUCGGGCUGGCAGUAACACUGUCAUGGAUUUACCUUCGAGUAGACCAACCAUCAGAAGCAACCUGUCGGAUGGGCCUGUUGCUUAUCGUUGCGGGCUUGUCGAUCAACCUUUCGGCGCUGGUGGUCAAGAACUAUCGGAUCUACCGGAUCUUUAACAGCGUCAGCGUUAUUAACCAUGCCGUCUCGAACCGCUACCUUCUCCGCGUCGUCACCAUCCCCGUUGUCAUCACCCUCAUCCCAUGUCUGAUCAGAUGCUUCUACAAGUACCUGACGCCCACAGUGAUCCGGACGAACGAGAACGAGUACUGGGUCAUCUGCGCGUCCCCGGACGCAUCGAGUUUCUGGGACAUUAUUGUGGGAGCCAUGCCUAUUAUCAUCAACAUCUUUGGGAUCUACUUGGCUUUCAAGACCCGGAAUGUCACGCGGCUCUGGAACGAGGCUCGGUCUAUCGCCAUCACCAUAUAUUUGGUGUCGUUCUUUGUGAUAAUAAUCGUCAUCGUCCAGUCGUUCCCGGUAUCGCUCUACAAAGUAACGUACCACGUCACACUCGUCUCCGUCUUCCUCGCAAGUCUGAUCGAGUACAUCAUCCUCUUCUACCCAAAGCUCCGGAACCUCUUCCUCCACCGGCGCGGGCUCCACGUUGCAGCUGGACGGGAUGAUGAUAGGAUGGAUAGUAUCCUUGGAGGUGUCUCUGCUACUCUUGGAGGUACUGCCGGGGCGAGGUUGAGUGCGACGACUUUGUUGGAUGGAGGUGGGGAUGAUGGUGGGGGCACUAGGUUUGUGGAGAGGCGGUUUGGAUCCGUGGCUGCUUUGUUGGGAGUUAGAGAUGGUGAUGGUGGAGGAGGAGGAGGAUCUGCGCAAGAUUUGACUUCAUCGGCGGAUAUGCAGCAGCAACAGGGCCACAAUAUCUCGGAUUUGGUCUCGUCGUAUCCGUUUGGGCAGCUCAAUAAUGAUGGCGUUGCGUUACCGAUGGUUUUUCCUGUUCAUGGACCCACCAUGUAUGAGCCUUCGUCGACACUUAUCAACCGUGGCGGCAGAAAAGCAGGUGCUGGUGGUAGUGAUCAGGAGGGUGUGAUUGACGACAUCAGACUAUCUGAUGCACACCGGGCUUCAGGUCGUUCCACAGGUGUCAAUGGAGGAGGUGCUACCAUUGCCUCCGACAAAGCAACAGCGGCGGCAGUUGCCGGUGGAGGCGGAGUCAUCCCACCUGCAAAGGGGUACGACACCUUUGUCCGGGACCUAACCGCAGAUAUCCGAAAUAACAAUCGGGACGCCACCCAACCUGCCGAUCUCCAUGACGCCCCCAUGGUUUCCUCCAACACCAAUGGGCGGUCGAACGAUGGGCUGUUAUCCGCCGUCAGUGGAGGCGGUGGAAGAUGGGGACAGGAUCUGUUGAUGUACGACUUUCUGGGCACGAGUGCAGCAGCGUCAGUUGGGGACGACCCGUACUCGAGGAGAAGUAGCGUGGUCGAGUAUGAUGCGCUGGGGAUGAUUCAUCGGCUGAGAACUGGGAACCGGAGUCCGAAGCUGUACCCGCUCCAGACUAACUACGCUAAUAUUAAUACUGGACCUUAUGGCCUUCAGUCCAGCAGACAUUCUCUCAAGGAGCGACGCACGGACUCGUACACGGUGACGGCGCCAGUACAGAGACAGCGGUGGUACGUGAUGCGGUUCCUGGCACAAUGGCGCAUGUCCAAGAUCAUCUUUGUGCCCUACUCCAAGCUUUUCGUCAUGGUCGACUUGGAGACAGAGAAAUCAGAGAGUUUGAUCGUCCACACGAUAGAGAAGGGAUACUCGACAUCAGACUACUGGACAACUACAGAGGAGGCUCAGCACAUCGACACAACAAUCUACCCCACCGAAGGGCUCAUGGCCCCUUCACCCUUGAAUGGAGGAGCACAGCUGCCGCCUAUUAAGUCCCUCCAUCUCUCCCCACAGCAGCAGCAACAGCAACAGCAGGGAGGGAGGUCUACGCUCUCGCCGUUAGCGCAUCCUCCAGCUCUACCAGGCGCAGAUGUGGCGACAGGAAGGGAACAGGCACAUAUUAAGCCGGUCCUGUCGUCGAACCAAGUCCAUCCCAACAUCUUGACCUCCCCACUCUCCUUGAACCCUAACACCAGCAACAGCCACAACAGCAACAGCGGUACGAACCAGGAGCCUCGACCGCAAUCGACAGGUCUGACGGCUCCGGAACUGUCGUACCAGAUGUUGGAAGAUACUGUGUUGAUGCCCCUGAAUGAUGGGUUCUUGAAGUCGCCUCCGUCCUCGAGUGCUCCUGUUCAGCCAACGGCGACGUCGGCAGGUGGGACGAUGUCUCCUUUGCGUAAUAUCCUUGCUGAAGGUGGUACCGGCGGCAGUGGCAGCGGCAACACGACGAUGGUCGAUUCUGUGGGUAGCGGGGUUGGAGUUGCGGCCAUAGGUACUGGAUCCGGAGCUGGUGCGGUGACGAAUACGAACAGGGUCACGAUUGCACCAGGCGCAACAGGAGGCGCCGCCAGCGCCGGAUCUGGAUCUGGACCAAGAUCCGGAGUAGUAGGGGAUGUGGAGGAAGGCGGAUCUAGUGGCGCCUUCCGUCGUCGAAUUGGGUCUAUCUCAGGGUUCAACAGCGGCGUCCGCCGCAUGUCCCAGUACCUUGGCUUCCCUGCCCGCAACCCUGUCGACCCCUCCAACAAUGGGAUGGGUGCUGGAGGAGGAGGGGAAGGAAGGAGUACUGAGGUGGAUGAUACCCAACCGGCGACCAAAGGAAUCGAACCGGGGAUUAUUAGUGAACAUAUCAUCCGAGUCAUUUCGAUUCAUAACGAGGUCUGGAGGGUUCAGUUGCCUGACCAGGAUACAAUGGACCGGUGGAUUGAGAUAGGACAGCAGAUCAAGGAUGAGAAUUGGAUUUCUCGCCCCUUCACGAUGAAGGAGAGAUUGGGGGAUACUAGUGGGAAGAAAUCUGGGGGCGGGAAUGGUAUGAAGAGGGGUAGUUCGAGCUCUGGAGACGGUUCUGGGGCAAGGGGCGGUGGAGGCGAGGCGAAUGAGAGUAGUCCGGAAGACAAGUAUGAGUUUGCACAACGCCCGCCUCGCCGGCCUGCUCAACAAAUGAUGCAACAGAUGAUGCAGCAGCGGUCGUCGUCCUUCCACCCUUUACAAACCGUGCCCACCAUCAUGACUUCGACUUCUUUGGGAGCAGGGUCACAUCUCGGUCACCAGCACCUGUUACAUCAGCCCGAACCGACCGUUACGAAGUCCUCCUACUUGUCUGGCAACAACCCUCUAAAUAGGCAUGACCCAAUGCGGUUCGAUAGCGACACGACAGAGACCAGCUAUGUCACCAGCACUUCUCAGGGCACGGAACGGAAGCAGAUCCGUGAACAGGCUGCGAGGAUUAAUCAAGAGGUGCGCGCUACUACCCGCUAUGUCCCUCCACUCUUCCGUGGGCUCCUCAAACAACAACAACAGCAGCAGCAGCCACCGUCAGCAACGAACAGUCCGCGUCUCAGUGCAAACGAUGGCUCGUUCUUGGGGCCUCCAGAGUCUGGGUCUCCACGUCCAAACUCGCUAGGCCACCGGUUCCGGAACAUACCCAGUUCAUUAUCAAUGGCACCCAUAUCCUCAGUCGGCCAGAAACGGUUCGGGGUUAUUCCUCAAACUUCCUCACGCCUGGGGGGAGAUCAACAACAAGGUCCUCUUAGCGUCCCGCCCGUCACCCCUUCCCGCCAUCGCCUCUCCGAAUCCUUUCUCCCCACCCCAUCCUCUCCAUCCUCUUCCACUGCCACCACCCCAGAAGUCUCUGGAGCAGAUCACCGGUCGUCAGAAGAGACGAAUAUCCGCGACAUCCUGGCAGAGACGAACGUUUCUUACGACCACGGCCAACACGCCGUCUACGAAGACCCUUUCCCGGGGCAUGAGCACCGCGGCUACAGACACUUCAACACCCUCCAGUACAACUACGACGCCCACCUCAACAACAACUCCAAAUCCUCCUCCUCCGCCGCCUCUGCCGCGGCCAUAGCCCACGCGCGACGGAGAAGGAUCUUGAUGGAGCAGCGGAGACGGCGGUCAGGCGGAACUGUAGGCUCUGUAGGGACCGGAACCAGUUUCAACGAAGCUGACGACAAGUUGGAUUUGGAUUUGGAUCUGGAGUUGGAGUUGGAUUUCGAGUAUUUGGUGAAUAACCAUCAUCGUGCCAUGGCGGCGGGGUCGUCGCCCGAGAGCCCGCAGUGGCAUAUGACGUCUGUCGAGUUGGUCAAAAUGGAGGCCGAGAACUUGAAGCGGAAUGGUCUUGCAAGUGGUGGCUCCGACGGUGGCUACGGAUUAAUGCCAGGAGGAGGAGGAGGAGGAGGAGGAGGAGGAGGAGGUGGUGGUGGAGGUGCGGAUGAUAACCGGUCAACGGGGAGUGGUGGGAGUUGUGCAAGCGCGGCAUCAGCCCACACAACCUCCGCACCCAGCCACUUUGUAUUCACCACCACAACCUCAUCCUCAGCACCAGCAUCCACAUUUCCAACAUCCAAGACCCUAACUCCAACCGGAGGUCCUCCAGGAAACCUCAACAGACCCCCUCUAGGCGGAACAAGGUUCUCCAGAUUAUCUCCAGGAGUUCCUGCAGUCUCGUCCUCAGACUUGACGAUGACGACGACGAGACCCGACCAAGAAGAGUUCCCCUGGCAACAACAGACCUCAACACCCCUCACGAACCCAGCCAUCAUCUACUCCCCGCCGCCGCCCGAACCUGGAGAUGACGAUUAUCAGAGCCCAGAACACGAGCAAGAGAAUUCCCAUCCCCGGGAUGAUGUUCCUCCAGCUCCAGCAGUAAGUGAAGGAAAUGGGAUGACAGCAGCAGCAGACGCAGGAGAAGACGCACCACCGCUGGGGCGGUUCCAAUUCCUCUCGCCCGCAAUCACGCACAUCCCUCAACCGGCGAUAGAAUCUUUCGACAGCCAUGGCAGCACUGAGGCUAUCAUCGCCUCUGAGCUGAACACACUUCCGCUAAAAAACCCUACUCGCGCCACUGACGCCUGA
Messenger RNA from Linnemannia hyalina, 6738 nucleotides. The record is from the annotation of a GenBank genome assembly. NCBI's taxonomy places the organism in Eukaryota, Fungi, Mortierellomycota, Mortierellomycetes, Mortierellales, Mortierellaceae.